Molecule: messenger RNA, 351 nt
Organism: Prorocentrum cordatum
Lineage: Eukaryota; Dinophyceae; Prorocentrales; Prorocentraceae
Source: the annotation of a GenBank genome assembly
GACAACGCGGGCGCCCUCGUCGCCUGCAAGGCCUGCGGCGCGGAGGGCCCAUGCGAGAAGGCCAUCGAGACCGUGGCCGUCUUGCCGAUGGACCUCUGCGCGAGUGUGCCCGAGGACUUCGCCCCGGGAGGCCCGCCGACCUGGGUGCAGGUGCCGGGGCCCCACGGCCCGCUGCCAGUCCGGAUCCCGGACUCCGCGGAGCCCGGCCAGCUGCUGCGCGUGAGGCUCGGGCCCAACGCGAGCUACAGGGUGGCGCUGCCGGCGGGCGCGCGGGAGGGCGACGCGCUCACCGUGGAGCCCCCGGAGGGCGAGGCGGUGCGCUUCCGCGUGCCCCCGGGCAGGAAGUCGGCG